Mytilus trossulus (common blue mussel) is the source of this 604-nucleotide messenger RNA. RefSeq lists its product as uncharacterized. Bases 74 to 604 code for a protein of 176 amino acids. The record is from RefSeq and is a predicted model, not a curated record. NCBI's taxonomy places the organism in Eukaryota, Metazoa, Mollusca, Bivalvia, Mytilida, Mytilidae. The transcript is spliced from 4 exons.
AUAGAGAAUAACUAAUAUAAAAGGCAUGUGAUGUAUAAGAAUGAACACAUUUUGCUGAAAAGUACUAUAGAGAAUGCAUUUACUUGGACGUUUUAGGAUUUCUUUAAUAUUUUACGAUCUAUAUGGUGGUUUGUUGAGUGAACUAUGUAAUGACCCCGGAGCGUCUCUCUACCAAUGUACUAGGGAAGCUACAGAAGGAACUCCUCUUAAAUAUUAUGAUCCACCGUCUUACAUUUUUCAAAGUGAUGUGUUUAGCGUAGUGUGUGACAUAAGAAUCAUGACAGAAUUCUUAGAAUGUCGCAGCAAUAUCACAAACAGUUGUCCAGAUUGGAGGGAUGACGGUCCUGGAAUGUCCAACGAAGAAUCAUUCAAGGCAUUCAUAAUUGGAACGUGUUUAAACAGACAUGUUGAAGUUGAUGAUGUUGGUGUUGAUGUAAAUGUUGAUGUUGACAUUGAUGUUCGUGUUGAUGUUGGUGUUAAAAGUGAUGUUAUAGAUGUUGGUCAUUGUGUUAAUGUUGGUGUUGUUGAAGUUAUUGUAUAUUUGGUUGUUGAUAAAGCAGUAUUGUUGUUGAAGUUGAAGUUGAUGAUGUUGGUGUUGAUGUAA